This is a messenger RNA of Paralichthys olivaceus (Japanese flounder), 8052 nucleotides long. RefSeq names its product crumbs cell polarity complex component 2b (gene crb2b). The record is from RefSeq and is a predicted model, not a curated record. Gene Ontology annotation, cellular component: protein-containing complex; plasma membrane. Gene Ontology annotation, molecular function: calcium ion binding. NCBI's taxonomy places the organism in Eukaryota, Metazoa, Chordata, Actinopteri, Pleuronectiformes, Paralichthyidae. Gene Ontology annotation, biological process: heterophilic cell-cell adhesion; establishment or maintenance of epithelial cell apical/basal polarity.
CCAAAACACACGUUCACACACACACACAAACACUCAAGCACAGGGUCCCAGUGGUCCGGCAUGGAGGUGCUGCCGCUCACUCUGAGCAGCUGAGGCGGAGCAGCCUGGAUGGAGAGCCGCAGUGUGCUGGAUGGAGAACCUGCGGAUUGACGGCGUUGUUCUGCACUGACUGGAAACAAGGUUGCUUUACUAUGGAGUUUGGAAGACUUUGGUCCAGAUAUCAGAGGACGGUGCUGAUCACUGUGAUGAUGUUCAAACUGGGUCUUCUGUGCACAGUGGCAGCAGACAACUGUCUCUCAUCUCCCUGCAACAAUGGUGCCACAUGUCUUGAACACCUGGAUGACUAUGUGUGUCUGUGCCCCAAAGGACCAGUGUGGUACAUGGGCAAAAACUGUGAUGAGCUAUAUGAUCCCUGUAUUUCUGCUCCUUGUACCAACUGUACAAGCACACUCGGGACAGACGAGUUCCGCUGCCUCUGUCCAGAUGGAUUCACAGGGCUAAACUGCACCCAGGAUGUAGACGAAUGUUACAGCGAACCUUGCAAUGGUGUCAAGUCCUACUGUGCCAACAGAAUCAACGGAUAUUCCUGCCACUGUCCCGAGGGCUUUGGAGGUGAUGACUGCCAGGUUAAUGUGACCACUUGUUCAGAGGAAACAUGCCAGAAUGCUGGUACCUGUUUAUAUAUCCCUGACACCGGGCACCGCUGCCUGUGUCCUGCCGGGUACCAGGGGACGAACUGUGAGGAGAACACCGAUGAAUGUCAGUCUGAGCCCUGUCAGAAUGGAGCCAUCUGUAAAGACGGGGUCAAUGCCUACCAGUGUUUCUGUGUGCCUGGAUUUCAGGGCUACCACUGUGAUUUGGACAUUAACGAGUGUGCCUCCCACCCCUGUCAAAACAACGGCACAUGUCUGGAUGAAGUGGACCACUACACAUGUGACUGUACCCCAGGCUUCAAAGGGUUUAACUGUGAGGUGGAGAUCGAUGAGUGUGAGGUGCACCCCUGCCAGAACGGCGCCACCUGUUGGGACCACAUCGCCGCAUACAGUUGUGAGUGCGUGGCCGGCUUCCAGGGCCAAGACUGCGAGGUCAACGUUGAUGAAUGUGCCAGCGUGCCCUGUCUGAACGGGGGCAAGUGCAUGGAUGGGGUCAACAGCUAUAAAUGUGACUGUGAGGGGACGGGCUUUGUGGGCGACCACUGUGAAGAUGAUAUUCCUGAAUGUGCUUCUGACCCCUGCAAACAUGGAGCCACCUGCUUGGAGGGAAUCAACCAGUACAAGUGCCUUUGCUGGCCAGGUUAUGAGGGAGAGAACUGCCAGGUGGAUAUAGAUGAGUGUGAGCAGCAUCCUUGUGAGAACGAUGGAGUGUGUUUCCAGCGAUCAGAUGCCAGGAACUAUGGGAUGCUGCCUGAACUCAGCAUAGCCACAUUUACAUAUGAAGAGGCAGCUGGCUUCAUCUGUGACUGUUUGCCAGGGUUCACCGGAGACAACUGCUCAAUCAAUGUGGACGAGUGUGAGUCUGCUCCAUGUCACCAUGGAGGACAAUGCCAGGAUAUGGUCAACUCUUAUCGAUGUGUGUGUCCAGACGGCUUCACAGGCGUGCACUGUGAGGUGGACAUCAACGAGUGUGAUAGCGCUCCCUGCCAGAAUGGCGCCACGUGCGAAGAUGCUGCCAACUCCUAUAGGUGUCACUGCCCGAUGCCAGAGCCUGGCCAGGAACCCUGGGGUGGGCAAGACUGUGAUGUCCGCCUGGUCGGCUGCCAACAUCACCAGUGUCAACACAAAGCAGGUUGUGACCCAAUGCUGACAGAUGAUGGAGAGCACAGCUACACCUGCCUGUGUCCAUCCGGCUGGACUGGAGAACGCUGCAACACCUCAACUACCUUCUCCUUCAACUCUGAGGGCUACAUUCACAUGCAGCUGCCUAUUUCUGCAAAUAGGACUAGGCCUGAGAUUGAUGACAAUAACCAUGGGAUCCACAUGCAGCUCAGAUUCAAAAGUACUCUGCCUGACAUGGUGCUGUACUACCGGGGCAUUAAGGAGCGCUUUUUCUCAUUGGAAAUUGUUAGUGGCUCCCUCCAGGCCAGGGUAAAGUCUGGGAAGGUGCUGCAGGCCAUUUACCCUGGCCCUGUCAAUGAUGGGGAAUGGCACCAGGUGUCUGUGACCAUGGAUGAGAGGCUGGUCAUGACUGUAAAAGGACUUGGCUGUGAGGAAGGGUGCCAGGUGAAGAAUGAAGGCCACAACCAUUUGAUCUUCCUCCGGCCCAGCUCCUUUCAGCAGCUCUAUGUAGGAGGAGCACCACAGGAAUACUUACGCCAUACUUCCAGUGGAAGGGGGUUCAUUGGCUGUAUGGAGGACCUUCAUGUUGACCAUAAGCUGCUUCUGCCUCAGGACCUCCUCAGAGAGGAGAACCACGGCCUGGAAAUGGGCUGCACCAAAAAAGACUGGUGUCAUAAAGACCCAUGCAUGGAGCGUGGGCAGUGUGUGGACAUGUGGGUUCGUGCCAGAUGUCAGUGUCACCGGCCCUACUACGGAGAAAGCUGCGAGGAAGAGUACCCAUCCUGGACCUUCGGCCAUGAGAACAUCACCAGCUACUCCACCUUCAAUAUCUCAGAAACCCAUGGAGACAACUUCACCAUUUCCUUUUUAAUGCGCUCUCUAAAACACAAUGGCCUAAUCCUGCAGCUCAGUCGAGAAGAAAAGCCCUACCUGACGAUCUAUCUGAAGGAAGGCACUGUUGCUAUCUACUGUCCUCACACCACACUGCUGUCAGAGGCAAAGUUUGUCACUGAUGGCAACAAUAAUUUAGUGACUAUCAAGGUACGCUAUGGCCAUGUGGUCUUCCCCAAAGCCGGGAACCAUCUUGCCUUAGGGAAUGUGAGUGUGGAGGCAGGGGAUGUAGUGUAUGUUGGGGGGCUCCCUUUGGACAAGAGCAUAAACAAUUGGGGUGGAAACUUCAAGGGCUGCCUGCAGGACAUUCGGCUGGACAACAAGUUUCUGACCAUUAAGGAUCAUCCAGAGAGCGUGGAGGUUUACCAGGCAAGCACAGAGGAGAAUGUGCUGCGAGGAUGUCAAAGUGAUGACACAUGCAAGGAUGAGCCCUGUUCCAACGGUGGACAGUGUCACGUCACCUGGAAUGACUUCAUCUGUAACUGUUCCAUUAACUACUCAGGCCGGCUGUGUGAGACACGUCUAUGGUGCAUCGAAAACCCUUGUUUUGAUGGACUGGCCUGUGUGGACCUACAGGAUGGUUAUGAGUGUUUAACUGAAGCUAUUUUCCAGGACAAUGCUCUCCGAUAUGUUGCCAACAGCUCCUUGCUGAGCCCUGUAACCAACAUCAUCAUGGACAUAAGAACUCGAGACGAGAACGGGAUCUUGUUGCGGGCCACCAGCAGAGCCGAAGUCUUCUGCGUGGGUCUACUCAACUCCUCUCUGCUGGUCAAGCUGGACAGCGGGGAGAGUACAGAGUUGCUGGCCUUCACAAGUGACAGGGUCAUUGCAGAUGGGAUGUGGCACCAUAUCCAACUGUCCAUGGUCGAUCCAACACAGUCAGCGUCCCGCUGGCGCCUAACCAUGGAUGGGCAAAGAGUGGGUGCCAGCUUUGGUGUUGGUGGUAACCUCAACUUCCUCAAUGAUACUGAAAUCUGGCUGGCAGAGAAAUACACUGGGUGCUUAGGGGAGGUGAGAGUGGGUGGAGUCUACCUGCCGCUUAUUAACGUACCAGAUGCCCCUCAGGUGAGCCGCUUCUCCAGACUGGGAGGCCAUGAGCCAAUCAUAGGAUGCCAAGGUGCACCAAUAUGUGAUUCCCAACCCUGCCUCAACCAGGGUGAGUGCCAGGACCAAUUUUUUGAGUUCAACUGCAGCUGCAGAGCUGGAUGGGAGGGGGAGCUUUGCGAGGUAGAUAUAAACGAAUGCGCUUCAGAUCCUUGCGUCCAUGGUACAUGCAAAGACCUCCUGGCAGACUACCAGUGUGACUGUAAGCCUGGAUACACAGGAAACGACUGUCAGGAGGAGGUGGAUAACUGUCUGGAGUUCAGUUGUGUGAAUGGAGGAACCUGCAGGGAAACAAUGGGAACUUACACAUGUUUCUGUCCGCCUGGCUAUGUCGGCAAGCGCUGCCAGUGGCGCUUCCCCCCAGUGGCAUGUGAUGCAUACACAGAAUGUCUUAAUGGAGGGGUUUGUAUAGGAGGCAGCUCUGGAGGAAACUGCACCUGCAAGCCUGGAUACACUGGAGCCAGGUGCGAGACAGAAAUAGACGAGUGCGAGUCCAACCCUUGUCUCAACGGGGCCACCUGUCUGGACAGACUCAACCACUUCCAGUGUGUGUGUGUGCUCGGCUUCAGCGGCACACUGUGUGAGAGCAAUAAAGAGGAGCUCAUGGAGCGAAUUCCCUGGCUUGCUGUGACCAUCCCUCUGAUCACACUGUGUAUGUUACUGGCCAUCCUGGUGGUAUUUUUCCUCAUCAUGACGGCCCGGAAGAAACGUCAGUCGGAGGGCACAUACAGCCCGAGCUCACAGGAAGUAGCCGGUGCCAGGCUGGAGAUGGGCAGCGUCCUCAAAGUUCCUCCAGAGGAGAGGCUCAUCUGAGUCCUGCAGCUCUGCCUCACAACUUCACAUCCAGGGGAUGUACUGUAUUUAUGUAAAGGGCCUAGAGAACAUGUGCUCUGCAUUGUGACACUGCUGAGCUCUCCUGCCCUAUACAGGAAAAAAAGAUAGAGGAUAAAGCAAUGACUGGUCCUCUGCCUGGGAAAACUACUGACCUUGAAGCCUGAGAGGUGGACAAGUAAAGACCAGAGGUGAGGGACAGACAUUUCUGAAGCUGUCCUGUUUCUGGGAGUGUGGUCAAAGCAUGAACUGGCCCUGGAUCUCCCCUUGUAAGUGUUGAUAACAAUCCCAAGCUUGGUUCGCAUGGGACCAAAGGCCUAUGAGGAGCAUAUGAACUGAAGGAAAGCCCCAAACCUGUGAGUACUGAGCAAUGUAUUCACUGAAACUGUCUCUGCAAAGCAAAACCUUUUUGGAACCGAAAACCUUCCUCUGCAGAUUCCACAUCUGACUCUGUUUUACAUGACGAGGGAAAGAGGAAUGUGGAGAGGGAGGAAAAUACACCUGAAACUAAUUCUGUCGAUAACAUUUUCAUCUGCAUGAAAAUAAAUUGCAAAUUAUUAUCAGGAGAGCCUUUGUUAACGGUCACACUCCUUGUAAUAGUAUUACAAGUAGUUAAUUUUAAGAAACUAAUUUGAAUUCUGGCUCCGUCUUGUUAAAAGUCCCUUGGUAAUGCUAACCCUGCGUUUGUUCUACUCUGAUGCCAUAAUGGGCUUUGCCACUUGAUUUUUAUGUCCCUGCAAAUUUGUAAUUUCAACUUUUUUCUCAGAGUUAAUUCAGUUGAAAUGAAAACAUAAUGCUUUUCUUUGCUGAAUCCUAAGUUAAAAUGCACACUGUUGUCUCGAUCACUGAUUCUUCUAUGGGAAGAUCUUACUCCUCCAGACUCCCCUGGCCUCUGUCCCUGCUUGUCUGAGCUCACUGUGAAUGAAAAGAUACAAAAAGUAAUGAACCUUCCUGAAUGUGCAGAUGGACAUCACUGCAGCUUCUGCAGGCUUCAAGUACUGCUGUGUUAAUAAUUGCUGUAUUAUAUUGUGUGUGCACUGUAUGGCUAACAGGUUAACCACUGUACCCAUUUUUGUUAGUGUCAAAGUAUGCUGUGAGUGUCUUGUGUUGCGUAGAACGAGUAGCUCAAGUUUAAGCCACUGUAUUUUCUUAUGUUUACUCUCUUCAACGGAAACAGUAUUUAAUUGUAGAAAUCUUGUUGCUGUGGUGAAAGGUGGUCACAUCAGUAUUAAUGGGCAUGAAUACUUUCAUGUUUCAGAUGCAAGAAAUUAAAAACAAGUUAAUUUAAAAUAACUAUUCAACACUUUUGGAAUUUUUUGGAAGUGUGAGAUAAGAAGACUCUAUUUCUGAAGGCACAUUAAGAUAGGCUAUCCUAGAUCACCUGGCCUUCCCUUGUUAAUAGUGAAAAAAUACACUAGUGUGAAAGUACAAUAUAGACUAUUUCUUGACACACAGCAGAUUGAUCCAGUAACUGUGUGUACUGCACAGUGAGGCUGUCAAGUUGAUUCUGUGUGGUGUGACACUCCUUAAAACCAGAUAUCUUUUUCUUACAUAUCUGAUGAAUAAACAGGUUAGAUAUACCUUGUGAACUUUACAGGUGCUUGCAGACAUAUAUAUUUUUUUAUUUGAGCCAGGACAGCAGUUCCCCUGCUCCCAGUCUUUAUGCUAAGUUUGGCUAACCUUAUCCUGACUCCGCUUCUCUUCUCAACACGCAGACUUGAGAUUGAUAUCCAUCUCCACAACUCACACUUGGAAACAACUAAAGUAAAAUCUACAAUCUUAUGGAACUUCUACCUACUUUCUAGCUUUGAACUAAUGCACUGAUGCUGAUCCGACUGCCUUUGACCGCAAUAGUAACUUAAAUAAUUCUUCAUUUGUUUAGUCUAUGAAUUCUCAAAGUUAGCCCUUAAAGUAUUUUGCAACUGUUACUCCAGAAAAUCCCACCACUCACCUGCCUUCCACUCUGAACUCACCAGGGCUGCUAACUGCUACAGUUAACCUGGAAGCUUUGACAGUUAAGGUGUUGAUGUGACAUGAAGUCAGACGGACACAUUGUACCAGCUGAAUGUUCCUGGAACAAGUUUAGAAACAGUUUGUUAAAGGAAAGUCACACGCAAGUGACAGAUAAACAUGAAUUAACACUGGUCAACACGACUGAAUGUAUCAUUAUUGUCAGUUUUAAGGGGUAAAAAAAUGAGUAUUUUGAUCAUCAUCUGUCAUAUUUACUGUGGGGUUUGCACUACUGACUUAUUUAUUACUUAACGUUUGUAUUGACUUUAUUUCAUGACUAAGUGCAACUGCCCUGAUGUUGCAUGUGGCAAAUGUAUGCAGCCAACAAUGUCCACAAACUGCAGUGUACUUUUUCGUUUGUUUUAUUGUCGAGGCCUCUCAAUGAAGAAAGAUUACUGAAUGGCAAAAUACAGCAUGGUAGUGUUGAUCAGGCCAGGUCCUUAAAGAAUUGGCUUCCACAGUUUGGUGUGGAAGAAGUUGACUAACCGACACAGAGCCCAAGCCCAACUCCAUCCUACCUGAGACUGGAUGACUGUGAGCCAGACCUUAUCAACCAACAUCAGGGAGACUUUGCUGAAAUGCUCUCUUGGCUAAACAGAAGCAAACCGCACAUGGUUUUGGAAUGGGAUAUUCAGGAGUAAGAUAUGGAUGGAAUGUUCCAGUGUCUAUACCUCUGGCCAUGAAGGUGUACAGAGUUUCAAUUCAUAUACAUGAUGCCAAAUCUACUGCAGGCCAUGAUUCACUCCCACACCUGCCGUUUCAGUUGAACAUAUUGCAGAAGGCAAUAUGGCUGUAAGUUUUUACAAGUUUCACUGUAAAAAUGUUUUUUAAAAAUCUGACCAAUACAAGCAUGGAGUUUAAAUGCACCAUUAUAAAAGUGGAUUAUUAUUCAUUUAUUGUAAACUCUCAAAACAGUCAAUGUGAAUCUAGAGAGACAGGCCUAUAUGUCAUAUUAGAGAAAUGCUUUCUAAUGUCUCCUACUUCCCCCAGUCAAAAUUCCAAAACUUCCUCCAUGUUAACUUGCUGGUUUGAUAAAUUGUAAUCUAUUUCCACGAUAGUGGAAAAGACAUGACUCCUUGCUAAUGGCAUUUCCAUGUGGAGUGACCAGCUCCGACUGCGUCCCGCUAACUGAACUAAAACAUGGUCUACCGGUGUAUAUUCCUCAUGAUCCCCAACUUCCUGAACCAGAGAUGCUGUCCCUGUUACAAACAAACAAAACUUCGUAUUAAGAAUCUGUAAUUCUGUAACUUGCUUAGUCUGAUUCCCAAAUUAUUUGAACACUAUUAAGGUAAAAAAGUUUCAUACUGUUGCUUUAAAGAUACAGUGUGUAGAAUUUAGUGAUAUCUAGUGUUGAAGUUGCAUGUUGCAGCUGAACACCCCUCACCUCACCCUCUCCUUCCAAACAUGAUAAAGAACCUGUGGUAGCUUCAGUUGUCAUAAA